AUGGAAGAGCCCCUAACGGAGACUACACCUCCGAUCCUUCAGGAUGAUGAGAAAAAGAGGAAGAAAUACGACCGACAACUUCGCCUUUGGGCUGCUAGCGGCCAACAGGCCCUAGAGGAAGCUCAUGUGUUGCUCAUCAACUCUGGUCCUGGCGUAGUCGGCGUCGAAACUUUGAAGAAUCUCGUUCUACCAGGUAUCGGUCAAUUCACUAUACUUGAUUCCGCCGAGGUCACAGAAGCGGAUCUCGGCGUCAACUUCUUUCUCGAGCCAGACGAUGUGGGGAAAUUUCGAGCAGAACGAACAUGUGCCCUGCUAGAAGAGCUGAAUCCCGAUGUCCAAGGCCACUACAACACCGAGCCUGUCGAAUAUUUUCUCACACAGUCCUCCGACACGCAUUCCCUUAGGCCAUUUACACACAUCCUCGUUACCGCUCCCAUCGUGCCGGAACUCCUCGCCGACAUCCUCACCCACUGCCGAGCGACUUCGAAGCCACUAUUCUACAUCCAUUGCGUUGGCUUCUACUCUGUUUUCUCCGUGCAACUACCAAGCGCGUUUCCCAUUGUAGAUACCCAUCCUGAUCCGACAGCUACCACCGACCUCCGCCUCCUCACGCCAUGGCCCGCACUCUCUGCUCUUGUCGAGGAGAAGACGAGAGACCUGGACUCGAUGAACGCGCAUGAGCAUGGACAUGUACCUUAUGUACUAAUUAUCCUGCACUUCCUCGAAGUGUGGAAACAGACGCACGAUGGGCAGGUCCCGUCAAAUUACCGGGAGAAGAGCGACUUCAAAGAGCUAGUACGGAAAGGGAUGCGCAUCAACAACCCCGAAGGCGGCGAGGAGAACUUCGAGGAAGCCAUCGCCGCAGUGCUGAAGAGCUUGAACCCCUCAACACCUAGCAGCGCUGUCAAGGAGGUAUUCGAUGCAGAGGAGUGCAAGAACCUAACGCACGACUCGCCACACUUCUGGGUAAUCGCGCACGCCGUAUCGGAUUUCUACAAAGCACACAACGCACUACCGCUGCCUGGAUCGAUUCCAGACAUGAAGGCGCAAUCAGCGGACUACAUCCAGCUGCAGAACGUGUACAAGACGAAAGCACGUGAGGACGUGGCCGAAGUGACGCUAACGGUGCGCGAGCUCGCGAAGCAGCAUGGUCACCUCGCCCAAGUCGAUGAGAAAGAGAUCGAAGCCUUUUGCAAAAACGCAGCGCAUAUCAAGCUCGUUCGCGGCCGGCCGAUUAAUCCAGCCUUCCCAGGCCAGAAACUGAAAUGGGGCCAGAGGGCCAAAGCAGCCGUCUCCGCACUCACAAACCCUGACUCCCUAAUCCUCAUCCACAUCGCCUUCCUCGCCUUUGACGAGUUCUGCGCCUCCCACGACGCAGACGCACUGGCAAGCGCGCCGCGUGCUCCAGGCUCACAAGACUCCGAAGUCGAGUUCGACGCAGAGAAGAUGACCGGCAUCGCCAACACAAUCAUCGACAACUUGAUCAACGAAGCUGGCACGCGCAUCGAGGAGCCAGACUACUCAGACAUAGGCGCCAGGGUUGCGAAUUACGUGCAGGACAUCGUGAGGGCCGGCGGGGGCGAGCUGCAUAACAUCGCUGCACUGACGGGUGGGAUGGUCGCGCAGGAGGUUAUCAAGGUCGUCACGAAGCAGUAUGUGCCGGUUGACAACACGUGUGUUUUUGAUGGAGUGGGGAGUCGGACGGAGGUGCUGAGGUUGGGGGCGGAUGUGUCGGUGUAG
Messenger RNA from Coniosporium apollinis CBS 100218, 1740 nucleotides. RefSeq lists its product as uncharacterized. The transcript has 4 exons. Gene Ontology annotation, molecular function: NEDD8 activating enzyme activity. Lineage: Eukaryota; Fungi; Ascomycota; Dothideomycetes. Gene Ontology annotation, biological process: protein neddylation. The coding region runs from base 1 to 1740 and encodes 579 amino acids. The record is from RefSeq and is a predicted model, not a curated record. Gene Ontology annotation, cellular component: cytoplasm.